CAUGUCUCUGACCAACACAAAGACGGGCUUCUCGGUGAAGGACAUUUUGGACCUCCCCGACACCAACGAUGAGGACGGCUCGGCGGAGGGCGGAGAAGAGGAGAGCGAGGCGCCCGAGCCUCCGAGGAAAGGGGGAGUUUUGGGACAAACCCCCUUGGACACUGUUCCGACGCUGCCUUUGAAGAGUCCUUUCUAUGAUAACAGCGAUAAUCCGUACACGCGCUGGCUGGCGAGCGCCGAGGGCAUCCAGUACUCCCUGCACGGGCUGGCGGCUGGCGGCGGCGGCCAGGACCCCUCGGCCAAGUCCCCGGAGCCGUCGGCCGACGAGUCUCCCGACAACGAGAAGGAAGCUGCGGGCGGCGGGGACGCUGGCAAGAAGAGGAAGAGGAGGGUGCUCUUCUCCAAGGCGCAGACCUACGAGCUGGAGCGGCGGUUCCGGCAGCAGCGGUACCUGUCGGCGCCGGAGCGGGAGCACCUGGCUAGUCUCAUCCGCCUCACCCCCACGCAGGUGAAGAUUUGGUUCCAGAACCACCGCUACAAGAUGAAGCGAGCGCGGGCCGAGAAAGGUAUGGAAGUGACUCCUCUUCCCUCGCCGCGGCGGGUGGCCGUGCCGGUGCUAGUCAGGGACGGCAAGCCCUGCCACACGCUCAAAGCUCAGGACUUGGCAGCUGCAACGUUCCAGACGGGCAUCCCGUUCUCGGCGUACAGCGCGCAGUCGCUGCAGCAGCACAUGCAGUACAACGCGCAGUACAGCGCGGCCGGCAGCCCUCAGUACCCCACAGCGCACCACUUGGUACAGGCGCAGCAAUGGACUUGGUGAG
This is a messenger RNA of Prinia subflava (tawny-flanked prinia), 821 nucleotides long. RefSeq names its product NK2 homeobox 2 (gene NKX2-2). The transcript has 2 exons. Gene Ontology annotation, biological process: cell differentiation; regulation of transcription by RNA polymerase II. The record is from RefSeq and is a predicted model, not a curated record. Bases 2 to 820 code for a protein of 272 amino acids. Gene Ontology annotation, molecular function: DNA-binding transcription factor activity, RNA polymerase II-specific; RNA polymerase II cis-regulatory region sequence-specific DNA binding. NCBI's taxonomy places the organism in Eukaryota, Metazoa, Chordata, Aves, Passeriformes, Cisticolidae. Gene Ontology annotation, cellular component: nucleus.